Messenger RNA from Pararge aegeria (speckled wood butterfly), 1240 nucleotides. It is a transcript of the gene fs(2)ltoPP43, whose product is annotated as probable RNA polymerase II nuclear localization protein SLC7A6OS. Bases 137 to 1084 code for a protein of 315 amino acids. Gene Ontology annotation, biological process: developmental process. Lineage: Eukaryota; Metazoa; Arthropoda; Insecta; Lepidoptera; Nymphalidae. The record is from RefSeq and is a predicted model, not a curated record. The transcript has 4 exons.
UUAAAAGCAGUGAAAUGUUGACCGAAAAAACGCGGAAAUUAAAAAGACUAAGUUAGAAGUAUUAAACUAAAGUUUCGUAAUAUUAAUUAAAUAGGUAGUUAAAAAUAAAUGAAGAUCAACGUUAAUUUAAAAAAAAAUGGCUACUUCCACCGUUUUACGUGUAAAACGUAGGCUUGAGGACAAUCCUCAAGAUGCUUUGGUGCUUGUAUGUAAACGGAUGAAAACCGACUCCGAGGAAGUUUCACCGUCGCUCUUCGUGUUUAGAGGCAGUGUGGAAAAUCAGGAACCUACACAUGUGAAAAUAAUAGCUCCAAACAACACAACAUUAAAACAAGUCACCAAUGUAAAUGAUAUAAUACAGAAAAUUCGUAAAGAAAGGAAACAAUACUCAACCGAAAGUCGUUAUGAAAUUGUAAAUUGCAGCAGAGGUUUGAGAGAGGAAACAGAUUUUGAUUUAGUUGAUUUACAAAAAAAAGAGGAUGAAAUAAAGGAUGUGGAAUACAUUUACGACUUGUACACACCGGCCAAAGAAGACUUUGAUAUAUCUAUGUUAGAUAAUUUAGUCAGUAUAGAAAACUAUGAAACAGACUUGAUAUUUGGCUCGUACAGAAAUAAUGGCCUACCCUCAUCCGAAGAAGACAGUGAAGACUCUAACGCUGAGAAUGAUUGGAGGAAUGAGUAUCCAGAUUCUGAUCCCAGUAGCAUUGAUGAGGAGGACAUGAUCAAGGCUGUUGAGAAUUGUAAUUUAGAAGACGACCUCUCAAGCGAUGCAGGUGAAGACAAGAUAUACGACGCACCGCCUGAUCUGUAUCACGAGGACGUUAAACGUUACGGUGAAGCGUACGCCAAGUACAAAGCAAGAGUCCUGGCAGAGCAACCAGAUUUAGCUAACCGAAGUGUUGCUGACAGUAACAAUUUAGCUGACAGUAGAAAUUUUGUGCAUUGCGCCAAAAUGGAUGGAGAGGGUUACAAAGAAGAUAGCGACGACGAUGGUUUCUAUUACGGUCAAGAAGAGGACUCAGAGCAUUUCAAAGAACAGUAUGCGGAUGUGAGCGACUCUUCUGAUGUUCAUGAACCGGAUUAAGUUUUUAAUAGAUUAAAAAAAAAACUCCAGUAUCCAUGGUAUAAGAUUUGCAUGCACGUAAUCUUCAUUGCUUUAAAGUCAUUCGUCAUUGUUUUGACGACCUCCCUGGCGCAACGGUGAGCGCUGUGAAAAUAAGUAGGAGGUCCCUGGUUCGAU